AUGGACUCACUGCGCCUGCCACAGCCAAUGGCUGCUCAAAAUUGUAAGGAAGACCACAAUGAAAGGCAUGGAAAUAUGAGUAAAGAGGUCAAAGCGAGCCCUGCACACUCCACUCUGGCUUUGAUUGAGGGGGAGGACACAGACCCAUGGGACCUGCCAGAGCUGAAGGACACAGGGGUCCCCUGGUCAGCUCUGGAUACCAAAGGGAAGGUGUUGAGAGUGUUGGUGUCAGUUGCAAAGCUGGCCCUGCUGUUGGGUUUCCUCUACAUGUUCAUCUGCUCUCUCGACAUCCUCAGCUCCGCUUUCCAGCUUGUUGGAGGUAAAGCUGCAGGUGACAUCUUUCAGGACAACACAGUUCUGUCCAACCCGCUUGCUGGCCUGGUCAUUGGCGUUCUGGUCACCCUGCUGGUCCAGAGUUCGUCCACUUCCUCCUCCAUAGUUGUCAGCAUGGUCUCCUCUGGACUGCUCACCGUCCAGCUGGCUGUUCCGAUCAUCAUGGGCACCAACAUCGGCACCUCUGUCACCAACACACUGGUUGCCAUGACGCAGGCUGGUGACCGCAGCACCUUCCGCAGGGCUUUUGCAGGGGCCACAGUGCACGACUUCUUCAACUGGCUCUCUGUGCUGGUGCUGCUGCCUCUGGAAGUUGCCACUGGUUAUUUGUACGUCGUCACCAAGCUCAUCAUCGACUCCUUCAAAAUUGAAAGUGGAGAGGCUCCGGACCUGUUAAAUGUGAUCACUGAUGUCCUCACUGAGUCAAUUAUACAGUUGGAUCAGUCUGUCAUCAGUGGGAUUGCCACCGGGGACCCAGAAGCUAGGAACAAAAGUCUCAUCAAGAAAUGGUGCCAAACCUUCACCAACACAACCUUAAUGAAUGUCACAGUUCCUGGUCCAGAAAACUGCACGUCUCCGUCUCUGUGCUGGGUCGAUGGCAACUACACCUUCACACUGAAGAACAUUUCUGACACGCACAAUAUCAAGAAAUGUACGCAUCUCUUUGUGAAUGUGAAUCUGCCUGACCUGGCGGUGGGUCUCAUCCUGCUGGCUCUUUCUCUGCUGGUGCUCUGCUCGUGCCUCAUCCUGAUCGUCAAGCUGCUCAACUCCAUGCUGAAGGGACAGGUGGCUGCAGUCAUCAAGAAGAUCCUUAACACUGAUUUCCCAUUUCCAUUUGGCUGGGUCACAGGUUACAUUGCCAUUUUAGUCGGAGCUGGAAUGACCUUCAUUGUGCAGAGCAGUUCGGUUUUCACUUCUGCUAUUACUCCACUUGUUGGUAUUGGUGUCAUCAGCAUAGAGAGAGCAUACCCGUUAUCUCUGGGUUCAAAUAUUGGAACAACCACCACAGCCAUCCUGGCAGCUAUGGCUAGUCCUGGAGACACACUAGCUAAUUCUCUGCAGAUUGCCCUUGUGCACUUCCUUUUCAACAUCUCUGGCAUCAUUCUGUGGUAUCCAAUCCCCUUCACCCGCAUCCCUAUCCGGCUGGCUAAAGGCCUGGGAAACAUCACCGCCUCCUAUCGCUGGUUCGCUGCCGUCUACAUCAUCUGCUGCUUCUUCGUUUUACCACUCUUCGUCUUCAGCCUGUCACUGGCUGGCUGGCAGGUACUGGUGGGUGUUGGAGUACCUUUAAUUGUCAUGUUGAUCAUCAUCGUGGUGAUAAACGUAUUGCAGAAACGGAAACCCGGGUGUCUGCCUGCAGCACUGCAAUCCUGGGAUUUCCUCCCCCUUUGGGCCCACUCCUUGGCUCCAUGGGACAAAGUAGUUGGUGUGAUUACCGCCAAAUGCUGUUGCUGCUGCAAAUGUUGCCAGCUUGCUGCUGACAACAAGGAACACAGAGACAAAGAGUCUGUGGAAAAUAACAAGAAAUCACACACUGCAGUGUAUGAUAACCCUGCAAUGAGUGCAGAGAAGGAGGUGGAAAAUGAAAUCAAUUUAGAGCUGAAGAUUCUGAAAAUUACCCGGAUUUAA
Plectropomus leopardus (leopard coralgrouper) is the source of this 1962-nucleotide messenger RNA. RefSeq names its product solute carrier family 34 member 2a (gene slc34a2a). Gene Ontology annotation, molecular function: sodium:phosphate symporter activity. The record is from RefSeq and is a predicted model, not a curated record. Gene Ontology annotation, biological process: intracellular phosphate ion homeostasis; sodium-dependent phosphate transport. Gene Ontology annotation, cellular component: apical plasma membrane; vesicle; brush border. NCBI's taxonomy places the organism in Eukaryota, Metazoa, Chordata, Actinopteri, Perciformes, Serranidae.